UUCAUUUUCAUUUUUCGUCUCCCUUCUUUCUUCUUCGUCUUCACUCUCAGUCUCGACGCCUGCCAAAAUUGGGGCUGCUCUCUCUCUCUCUCUCUCUCUCUCUCUCUCUCUCUCCGAGGUUAUAUGGCGCACUUAGAAUCUGCAAAUACGGACAUGAAUCUGUAUAACGGUACAUCGAGAAAGCCUCGUAUUCUGCUAGCUGCAAGUGGAAGUGUGGCUGCAAUAAAAUUUGCUAAUCUCUGCCAUUGUUUCUCGGAAUGGGCAGAAGUGAAAGCAGUUGCGACAAAGGCGUCACUUCAUUUUGUCGACAGAGCCUCACUUCCGAAAGACGUAACUCUUUAUACAGACGAGGAUGAGUGGUCCACUUGGAAGAAAAUCGGCGAUGGCGUGCUCCACAUUGAGCUAAGACGAUGGGCCGAUAUUAUGGUCAUUGCACCCUUAUCAGCUAACACACUCGGCAAGGUAAAAUAAAUUUGUACGAUUAUAUUUUACCCUGUUAGCAUCGUUUCUUAGCAGGCAUGGUAAGUGGAACGAUUCGGGAAUUUCUUAAU
Erythranthe guttata (spotted monkey flower) is the source of this 551-nucleotide messenger RNA. NCBI's taxonomy places the organism in Eukaryota, Viridiplantae, Streptophyta, Magnoliopsida, Lamiales, Phrymaceae. The record is from RefSeq and is a predicted model, not a curated record.